AUGCCAAAGAUUAAUAAUAAAUCAAUGUUGUCAAAUAAUGAACCUGAAGAUCGAAUUUCUUUUUUUAUUAACCAAGCUACUGUUAAGAACACUAAACGUUCUACUACUAAUUGGAUGAAGAAAUUUGCAGAGCAUUGUGAAGAAUAUCAUCUAAAUGGCACUAUUGAAACUAUUUCUGAUGUUCAACAACUUGAAACAAACUUGGUUCAUUUUUUUUCUUAUACCACACGUAGUGAUAAAGAAGAAUAUUCAGUUAAUUCUAUUCUAUCAGCUUUAGCUGCAUUUCAACGUUAUAUUACUGAGAAAUCACCAUUAAAAGGAAUUACUCUUCGCAAUAAACAAGAAUUUCCAACACUUAAUACGCUUCUUAAUGGAAAGAUUAAAUGGCUCAGUACUAAAGGAAAGGGUGAAUCAAAAGGUUCUGAAUCACUUACUGUUGAUGAAU
Messenger RNA from Cetraspora pellucida, 445 nucleotides. The record is from the annotation of a GenBank genome assembly. Lineage: Eukaryota; Fungi; Glomeromycota; Glomeromycetes; Diversisporales; Gigasporaceae.